CUUCCCCCCGUGCGCAUGCGCGGCCACCUCCCCGUGGGCGGUGCCUCCGCCACGUCCGCGGAGCGGCCCAAGAUGGCGGCGGGCGGCGGCGAGCGGCGGGAGCGGGCGGGCUGCGCCCUCGGCCUGGCGCUGCUGCUCGGCUGGGCCCUGGCGGCCCGCGGGCAGAACCUCCGCGGGCAGGACCCCCGCGAUCCUGUGAACGCGGAGACACUUCUGAAAAAUAUUUCUUCUAAAAGUGAGAAUGAAACACUGAGCAGAUCCCAAAAUUUGACAGACAGCUUGCAGAGCCUAACCUCAACAAAAAAGGCAAUCCCAACAACAGCCAAAAUCAGUUCAGUGACUGCAGGAAAGGCACCUACAGCAAAAGGUGACUCUUCCUCCUCUGUUCUCCCUGCUAGUCUGGUAUCUCCAAUUGAUGCUUCUGAAGAUACUAAAAUUGAGGACGAGGAUCUUCUAACAGAUUUGAAAGAUACACUAAAUAGUUCCCCACCCAUCAUAAAAGAAACUCUGGAGUCAGAUGGAGAUGAUUAUGGUCCUUACGAGAUGACACCGAUUUCCAGGUACAACCCAGACCUAGAGAUGCCGGAUGACGACGACUCCGACACCAUCAGCAAUUACAACGAGGAGAUCAAGACCCUGGAUGAGAAGAUAAAAGGGGUUUCUGUCUCAGGGUUGGAAGAAGAAGAGGACAGCCAUUUCUUUUUUCAUCUGGUUGUAGUUGCCUUCUUAGUAGCUGUUGUUUAUGUCACCUAUCACAACAAGAGGAAGCUCUUCCUGCUGGUGCAGAGCCGGCGCUGGAGGGACGGGCUGUGCUCUCGGACGGUGGAGUAUCAUCGCCUGGACCAGAACGUGAACGAGGCCAUGCCUUCCCUCAAAAUAACCAACGACUACGUGUUCUGAGAGCACUGUGCUUUGGGUUUGCUGAACUUAUCACUCUUUGCCUGCCCAGUCAUGUAAUGAUAUUCAGGUAUCCCAAAUAAGCUGCUUGUGCAGAAAUGAGAUGUACUCUCUGUGACCUGGAUGUUUUGGAGAUUAAAUCUCAUGGAAGAUCAAGGGCAUGACACAUCUGUUUGCUACUUUGGUCGGGUUUUAUAUCAACUAUGAAGAUGCAGAGUUUAAUAAAUUAGUGCUCUUUCCAUUCAUUAAGCAACAUCCCUUCUGUCUGGAGCAGUCUUAAUAGUCGUAUUACAAAAAAAUAAGCAUAAAAUAUUUUAGGUCUAAUAAAUUAAUGACUUUGGCAACACUAAAUCAAAUUAAUGAUCUCUUUGCUCUUCACUUAUAUGGCUCAUAAAUCCCACUGUAUUGAAAACUUAAAACAUAAUUACUUUUUUCUAUGCUUAAAUCCUGAUGCUGCAAAUCUUUUAUCUUUUUUUUUUUCUGUUUCUGUUUCCUUGUUGCAUAAUUUGAUCCUAUUUUAGGCAAAAUAGCUAGAAUGGCAAUUUAAUAAUUUCCGUAUGUGUUCAUGCAGUAAAUAAUUUAAAAAUAAUUAUGUAUAACCUAUUUUAUUCAGAAGUUUUAUACCACAUAUUUCCUUAAAAUGCUCAAGGUGUUUGUGAAGGUAUGAAGCUUCCUGACUGUCCAUUUUUUUCUCUAAUGGUAUUUAUGACUGUUUCAUUGUCUUUGUAAUUAAUGAGUGGAAAAUAAGCCUUCUUGAAUAAUCUUACUAAAAUAUAGAUAGUUGACAGGCUUUCUAUACAUCAAAGCUUUCUGUUGAAUUUUAAGACAGUUGGGAAAUGGUUAUGUGCUUAUAUUAUAAUUGGGAGAGGCCUGAAACUGUAAGAAUAAUUUAUUUGGUUGUUCUUCUGACCCAGGUAACAGACAGGUGAGAGUAAAGGUGUGGGGGCUGCCAGUGCACUCUCAUUUUUGACAAACAUUUAUGCAUUAGUGUAAAUCAAGUACAGUAGUUUUUUUGAUUUUUUUUUUUACUUUGUCUUUUGUACUUCCAUUAUUUAUGGUUUUAUGGGUUGUAAAAUAUAAAAUUUUAGUUUUCUGUACAUUCUGUUUGUGAUUUAGUUUUCAACCUGAGAAAUAUGUAAAUAACGGUGAAUCAGAACCCCAUAAUUAAUGACUUGGUAUUCAAGUAGUUAUGUAACAUUUGGGAAAAAAAUCACCUUCACAGCUGAUGGCAUGAGGAGUCUGAAGGCAUGAUGCUGUCUUAGGAAUGAAGUGCUAAAAGUUCUAAAUCCUACUGUUAAAUGCAUUCUUUUCAUAACUACAGGAAGUAAAGCACAAACAAAAUAUCCCAAAACUCUUUUCUCGCAGUAAUUUUUAUCAUAUUUGGACUUGUAUCACUUAAUAUUUUGAAUAAGGUUUUUAAAAUAAAUGACAAUAAUGA
This is a messenger RNA of Pseudopipra pipra, 2335 nucleotides long. RefSeq names its product chromosome 15 C5orf15 homolog (gene C15H5orf15). Bases 16 to 900 code for a protein of 294 amino acids. The record is from RefSeq and is a predicted model, not a curated record. The transcript is spliced from 3 exons. Lineage: Eukaryota; Metazoa; Chordata; Aves; Passeriformes; Pipridae.